AUGGGUUUUAGAAAGGUACGUCUGGGCGAUUAUGACAGGAAUAAAACGCACGAUUGUUCUUCAUUGGGUUGCUUGCCGAGGACCUCUGAUAUUGAUAUCGAGCGUGCUAUUCCACACCCACAAUAUAACAUAACCGGGAUAAAUGAAAAUAACAUAGCCCUGGUUAGAAUAGCUGAAGAGAUUUUGUUUUCAGAUUAUAUCCGGCCGAUUUGUCUGCUCGUCAAUCAACCUCUUCUGAAACAAUUUUCAUCAUUUAUAGUCGCUGGCUGGGCUGAUUAUAACAAAGUAAUAAAAACGGUGCUACAGACAGCAAUUGUAGCCAAUCGCGAUAUUGAGGAGUGCAAGAGUCUUCAGCUAAAUAAUUUAUUCAAGGACCUUAUAUGUGCCGGCGAUACAACCAGUGACACAUGUGAAGGAGACAUGGGAAAUCCCCUAACCGGAGAGCUACUCUAUGGAGGAGUUCCUCGCAUUUUCCAGUUCGGGAUUUCAAAUUUUGGAUUCUCGGCAUGUAAAGGCCCCAGUGUUUAUACCAAUGUUACGUACCAUAUGAAAUGGAUAGAGGAUACGCUUUUUGAAUAUGUAAAUACUGACAACUGAAAAGGAUUUGUGAGUUUAGACCGCACUUGUUAGUAGCUAAAUCCUCCGUUUCAAAUAGCUUAAAAUUAUAUAAGUAUUAUUGAUGAACAAUCUUGAUAUCCCAAUUUGAUUAAAGCUGAACCCGAGGGAACAAGAGUGGGUCCAUUGAAUUUCGCCAGCUUCUUUUCAAAUUAACUGAAAUC
Molecule: messenger RNA, 779 nt
Organism: Drosophila eugracilis
Lineage: Eukaryota; Metazoa; Arthropoda; Insecta; Diptera; Drosophilidae
Product: serine protease easter-like
Exons: 2
Coding region: 1-597 (198 amino acids)
Biological process (GO): proteolysis
Molecular function (GO): serine-type endopeptidase activity
Source: RefSeq, a predicted model, not a curated record